CUAUUGGGUUGUUGAGUGGCAACUUUGUCAUUUCAAUCGCACCAACCCCCACCCGCUCUCUCAUAUACUCUUUCUGCGUUCCCAACCCAUUCUCGCCCCUCCCUCUAUCUUUUCAUCGAUAACCCAUUUCUGUUGGUGGCACUGACAGUCCCAGAUCUAAUUAAAAAUGAAGGUGAUAGAGAAGAUUCGGACUUUGCAAGAGGAGCAAGGGAAAGUUGUGUUUUCGUUUGAGUUCUUCCCCCCAAAGACUGAGGAUGGAGUUGACAACCUGUUUGAGAGGAUGGAUCGCAUGGUUGCUCAUAAUCCAUCAUUCUGUGACAUUACAUGGGGUGCAGGUGGGUCCACCGCAGAUCUCACCCUGGACAUUGCUAACAAGAUGCAGAAUAUCAUCUGUGUGGAGACCAUGAUGCACCUCACUUGCACCAACAUGCCUGUGGAGAAGAUCGACCAUGCCCUUCAGACCAUUAAGUCCAAUGGCAUUCAGAAUGUUCUUGCCCUCCGAGGUGACCCUCCUCAUGGCCAGGACAAGUUUGUCCAGGUCGAAGGUGGCUUUGCCUGUGCCCUUGAUCUGGUGAAACAUAUUAGAAGCAAGUAUGGUGACUACUUUGGCAUCACGGUUGCUGGUUAUCCAGAGGCACAUCCUGAUGCCAUAGGAAGUGACGGUGUAGCUACACCUGAAGCUUAUCAGAAUGAUCUUGAAUACUUGAAGAGAAAGGUUGAUGCGGGAGCUGAUCUGAUUGUCACUCAAUUGUUUUAUGAUACUGAUAUCUUUCUCAAAUUUGUCAAUGACUGUCGGCAAAUUGGAAUUACAUGUCCUAUCGUGCCGGGUAUUAUGCCCAUUAAUAAUUACAAGGGUUUCUUGCGUAUGACUGGCUUUUGCAAAACCAAGAUCCCAGCUGACAUUACUAAUGCCUUAGAGCCUAUCAAGGACAAUGACGAAGCCGUCAAAUCCUAUGGGAUUCAUCUUGGAACAGAAAUGUGCCGCAAGAUUUUAGCUCAUGGAAUUAAGACAUUGCACCUUUAUACGUUAAACAUGGAGAAAUCUGCACUAGCUAUACUAAUGAAUCUUGGAUUGAUAGAAGAGUCCAAAAUUUCCAGGUUUUUACCUUGGAGACGCCCUGCAAAUGUUUUUCGUGUUAAAGAAGAUGUUCGUCCAAUAUUUUGGGCUAACCGUCCAAAGAGUUACAUAUCCAGGACUAUUGGUUGGGACCAGUACCCACAUGGGCGAUGGGGUGAUUCUCAAAACCCAUCAUAUGGUGCGCUAACUGACUAUCAGUUCAUGAGGCCCCGUGCUCGUGGCAAGAAACUUCAUGAAGAAUGGGCUACCCCAUUGAAAAGCAUUGAUGAUAUUCAAGAGAAAUUCAAGAGUUAUUGUUUGGGCAAGUUGAAAAGUAGUCCUUGGUCAGAAUUGGAUGGGCUUCAGCCAGAAACAAAGAUCAUACAUGAACAGCUGGGAAAGAUCAAUUUGAAGGGUUUCCUUACCAUCAAUAGUCAACCAGCUGUCAAUGGGGAACGAUCUGAUUCCACAUCUGUUGGUUGGGGUGGCCCUGGAGGGUAUGUUUACCAGAAGGCUUAUCUUGAGUUUUUCUGCUCAAAGGAAAAAUUAGAUGCACUUAUUGCCAAGUGCAAGGCCUUGUCAUUUAUCACCUACUUGGCCGUCAACAAAAAUGGGGAUUUGAUAUCAAACAUAGGCGUGGCAGAUGUUAAUGCGGUAACGUGGGGAGCGUUCCCAGCUAAAGAAACAAUCCAGCCAACUGUGGUGGAUCCUGCCAGCUUCAUGGUGUGGAAGGAUGAAGCAUUUGAAAUUUGGUCAAGAACAUGGGCCUCCUGGUACUCCGACACCGACCCUGAGGGUGUUCAAUCCAAAAAACUGCUUGAAGAGGUGCAGAGCAAGUACUAUUUGGUCAGCUUGGUAGACAACGAUUACAUCAGCGGUAACAUUUUUGCUGUUUUUGAAGAUAUUUAAGAUGGGAUGCUGCCUGCUUCUAUCAUGCGCUCAACUGAUUAAAUCUCUCUCUCACAAGCCCUAUUUAAGGCUGUCUAUUCUCCAUAUAUAAUUUGCAGUUGUUUUCCUUUGCCUUGUGGUGUAUUGAAUUAUAAUCUUAUUUGUCAUAAUGACUUUAUUAAAAAAAAAAAAUUGCAAUAAUAACUCAAUUGGAAUUUUGACA
Messenger RNA from Theobroma cacao (cacao), 2168 nucleotides. RefSeq names its product methylenetetrahydrofolate reductase (NADH) 2-like. Gene Ontology annotation, cellular component: cytosol. Gene Ontology annotation, biological process: tetrahydrofolate interconversion. Lineage: Eukaryota; Viridiplantae; Streptophyta; Magnoliopsida; Malvales; Malvaceae. The record is from RefSeq and is a predicted model, not a curated record. Gene Ontology annotation, molecular function: methylenetetrahydrofolate reductase [NAD(P)H] activity; FAD binding.